Messenger RNA from Letharia columbiana, 2289 nucleotides. RefSeq lists its product as uncharacterized. Lineage: Eukaryota; Fungi; Ascomycota; Lecanoromycetes; Lecanorales; Parmeliaceae. Gene Ontology annotation, molecular function: protein binding. Bases 1 to 2289 code for a protein of 762 amino acids. The record is from RefSeq and is a predicted model, not a curated record. The transcript is spliced from 2 exons.
AUGAGAACCCUCUUUGGAUUUGGACGCAAGCCAAAGCGACAGCCAAAGCCCGUCAAAUACGAGCCAGGUUUUGAGCCAUUGAUGGAAUUGAAUGGGAUAUUGAGAAUGGGAGCCCGAGCGCCACCUCCUCAAACAUUAGCACGGGCAUUCGUGGACUUCUUUCGCUUCAAGCAUAGGACUACGCGGGCAUUGGAGGACACACAAGCUCAGUACGCUCUAGAGACAUUCCAACAUCUACAGAUGACAUACACCGAGGACCUUAGUUUUGGACUUACGUGCGAGGACCUGAGGAUGGCAUUGAAGACGCUGGGAAUCGUUCGCACAAAAGAGUACCAGUACAAGGCCCAUAGUGAGCUAGCCAAAGCGGUGUUUGAGGAACUUAAGAAGAGGAGGGAGACCAUGACAGAUGAUCAAGAGCCACCUGUGUUGUUUCAUCAAGAUCUCUUACCCUUCAUACAAGUCAUGGCACGAUUCGGUGAAGCCCUCUACGCCCGGGAUCUUGUUGAAAGAUAUUGGGAAGACUGCCUAAAGCCUAUGAGAGCGUCUCCAUGGUCUCGAGUAAUAAGGGGCUUGAUUCGAGAGAACAGAGCCGAAGAGCUGCAGAAGACUGUCACUAUCAUGCAAAAGUACAAUAUACCGUUCGAUCACAAAGUCCACCAAACUAUCACUGUGUUCUAUGCAGCUCACCAAGCGAAUAUGGAAAUGACAAAGAAGUGGUACCAACAUCCUAUCGCUAAUAGAGGGACGCCCACAAUUAUAACGGAUGCUACCGUGCUGAAGCUGUGUAUCAGCCAAAGCGAGCUUGACUGGGGGGACCCUAUAUUCAAAUCGCUGAUAGCGAGAACGCCGGAGGAGAAAGCGCCAUGGGAUGUGAUAUUCCAAUGGGCGGCUGCUAAAGGCAAAAGCGUCGACGAGAUCGAGAGCAUGAUGGAGGUCAUGGCACGACGGCAAGAAGAGAAAGGGUUGACGUUAUCGUUGGACAUGGAGACUAUCAAUGGCUUGGUUGAGCUUGCGAACUCGAGAAAUGACCCUUACACUGCCGAACGGUACGUGUCUCUGGGUCAGAAACGGGGGUUUCGGCCCAAUGCGCGAACAUACCUCUUACAGCUCGACUAUCGAAUAAAGGUUGGGGACCUUGGUGGGGCAAGGACUGCUUACGCUCGUCUUCAAGGUGAAAAAUCAGUCAACUCGGAGGAUUUGCCUCUCCUAAACAAGCUCAUCGUCGCUCUUUGCGCAGAAAAGCGCCAGGACUACAAUACUAUAAUGGGCCUCGUCGAAGACUUGGUUGAACGCAAAGCACGCUUCGAGCCCGAAGUGGUAGCUGCACUUUCCCACCUCCACCUCCAACGCGGCGAAAUGGAAGAUCUAGUGGACCUCCUUAACACUCACGCCUUCCAAUACGGCCUUGACCAACGCGCUUCGAUCAGCGAAGUUCUCAUGUCCCACAUUUUUAAGCACACUACCCAAGUCUCUCGCGCUUGGGAUACCUACAACAUCCUGCGGCAGACUUUCUCCGAGAUUGACGUUCCCACGCGAAUCUCCCUCAUGCAACACUUCUUUACCCGCAAGCGCUCCGACAUGGCCACCCACGUCUUCGGCCACAUGCGCCAACAACAAAUUAAAUCUCUUCGCCCCACCGUUUCCGCCUACGUAACUUGUCUCUCCGGUAUAGCUAAAGCCGGCGAUUUUGAGUCUCUACAAACUGUUCAUAACAUGAUGAAGCUCGACUCGGAAAUUGAACCGAACACACAGUUGUACAACGCCCUCAUGCUCGCCUACACGGGCUGCGGGGAACCCAACACUGCGCAGGGCUUUUGGGAGGAUAUUGUGCACUCGAGGGAGGGGCCGAGCUAUCCUAGUAUCCAGAUAGCAUUGAGAGCGUGUGAGAGGGCGGCGUUCGGCGAAAGGGUGGCGAGAGAUAUUUGGGCGAGGUUGAAGAGGUUCGAGAUCGAGGUUACAAAGGAGAUUUAUGCUGCAUAUGUAGGAUCUUUGGCUGGACAUAAUCUAUUCCCAGAGUGUGUCAAGCUCAUCAAUGACGCGGAAAAGGAAGCGGGGUAUAAGCCUGAUGCUCUUCUGAUCGGCACGUUUUAUAACGCCGUCAAGAGCGAUAGUAAUAAGCAGAAGGUUAAGGAGUGGGCUUGGGCAUCGUAUCCGGAGGCUUAUGAAGAGUUGCUGAAGUUGGGGCAGCAUGAGGUUACGAAGAGCAGUGGUGAGUAUGAGGAUGAGUUUGUGCAUUCGAGGGAGACGUUCUUCAAUAUCGGACCAAUUGGGAGGGAUGUGGAAGCUUGA